This is a messenger RNA of Oncorhynchus nerka (sockeye salmon), 2540 nucleotides long. Its product is annotated as electron transfer flavoprotein-ubiquinone oxidoreductase, mitochondrial-like. The transcript is spliced from 13 exons. Gene Ontology annotation, cellular component: mitochondrial inner membrane. Bases 306 to 2129 code for a protein of 607 amino acids. Gene Ontology annotation, biological process: electron transport chain. Lineage: Eukaryota; Metazoa; Chordata; Actinopteri; Salmoniformes; Salmonidae. The record is from RefSeq and is a predicted model, not a curated record. Gene Ontology annotation, molecular function: electron-transferring-flavoprotein dehydrogenase activity; iron-sulfur cluster binding.
UCUGCGCAGUUACUGAUCAUUUCAACGGUAUGUUAUGUAUGUGUUAUGAGACGAAUUUUAUAACGUGUCUCUGGAAGAGAUUUGUGGCCCAGUCAGACUUGCACGAUCAUUGGGGUGGCUGAGCUGCGAGAGCACUUCGUCUGUACCCAAAGACUACCGCUGCUAACUGGUGAGCUAGCUAGUACUAGCUGACUAAUGUUAAUUCAUACGAUGUUUCCAGCUAGCAGAUAUUCAAUUCAAGCCCAGAGGUGUAUAAGAGCGUUGAAAACGGUGAAAGCAGAUCAUGCACCUACACAGCUCUACACAUGGAGAUGGAAAUGCUCGUCCGCAGUAACGCCUCGCAUAACAUCACACUACACAAUCUGCCCCAGGGACAAAGACCCACGAUGGGAAGGUACAUAACAUCACACUACACAAUCUGCCCCAGGGACAAAGACCAGCUACGUGAAGGUGUGGAGAUGGAGCGGUUUGCCGACGAGGCUGAUGUGGUGAUAGUGGGUGGGGGUCCCGCAGGGCUGUCGGCAGCCAUCCGGCUAAAACAGCUGGCCAAUGAGCAGGAGAAGGAGCUGCGUGUCUGCCUGGUGGAGAAGGCCUCUCAGAUCGGUGCACACACUCUCUCCGGGGCCUGCCUGGAGCCCAGCGCCCUCAACGAGCUCUUCUCAGACUGGAAGGAGAGAGGGGCACCCUUGAACACACCAGUGACAGAGGAUGUGUUUAGCCUUCUAACCAAGAAAUACAGAAUCCCUGUCCCAAUGUUGCCAGGUCUGCCCAUGAACAACCAUGGGAACUACAUUGUGCGGCUGGGCCACUUUGUGCGUUGGUUGGGAGAGCAGGCUGAGGAGCUAGGAGUGGAGAUAUACCCCGGCUACGCUGCUGCUGAGGUUUUGUUUCAUGAAGAUGGAAGUGUGAAAGGAAUUGCCACCAAUGACGUGGGCAUCGCUAAGGAUGGUUCGCCAAAGGACGUGUUUGAGAGGGGGAUGGAACUCCAUGCUAAAGUGACACUGUUCGGAGAGGGCUGCCAUGGCCACUUGGCCAAGCAGCUCUACAGGCAGUUCAACCUCAGGGAGAACUGUGAACCACAGACCUACGCCAUUGGCCUAAAAGAGGUGUGGCUGAUUGAUGAGAAGAAGUGGAGACCGGGCAGAGUGGAGCAUUCGGUGGGCUGGCCCCUGAACAGGAACACGUACGGCGGCUCCUUCCUCUACCACCUGAACGAGGGUGAGCCACUGGUGGCCUUGGGCUUUGUGAUUGGGCUUGACUACACCAACCCAUACCUCAGCCCUUUCAGAGAGUUCCAGCGAUGGAAGCACCACCCAUUCAUUGCCAAGACCCUGGAGGGAGGGAACAGAAUCGCUUACGGAGCCAGGGCGCUCAAUGAGGGAGGCUAUCAGUGCCUACCUAAAGUGACAUUCCCUGGGGGGAUGCUUAUCGGAUGCAGUCCAGGCUUCAUGAACGUACCAAAGAUUAAAGGCACCCACACGGCCAUGAAGAGUGGCAUGCUGGCCGCAGAGGCCAUCUUCCCCAAAGUCACAGCCAAGGACCUAGCAUCUGAAACUGCAGGACUUCAUGUACCUGAAUAUGAGGACAAUUUAAAGAAGUCUUGGAUCUGGAAAGAGCUGUACUCAGUAAGGAACAUCAGGCCCUCAUUCCACAACUACUUUGGGCUGUACGGGGGCAUGGUCUACACCGGUGUCUUCUAUUGGAUACUCAGAGGGAAGGAGCCAUGGACACUGAAACAUGCAGGCCUGGACUCGGCCCAGCUGAGACCGGCUAAGGAGUGCACGGCCAUCGAGUACCCCAAGCCCGACGGCAAGCUGAGCUUCGACCUGCUCUCCUCGGUGGCUCUAAGUGGCACCAACCACGAGGGCGACCAGCCCCCCCACCUUACCCUGAAGGACGACAGUGUCCCCGUGGCCAACAACCUGGCCAUCUACGAUGGGCCUGAGCAGCGCUUCUGUCCAGCAGGUGUAUAUGAGUACGUUCCACUCGAAACUGGAGAGGGUAUGAGGUUGCAGAUCAACGCUCAGAACUGCGUGCACUGCAAGACGUGCGACAUCAAGGACCCCAGCCAGAACAUCAACUGGGUGGUGCCCGAAGGCAGCGGAGGACCAGCCUACAAUGGAAUGUGAUUUCCCUUUUCAUUCAGACAUAUCACGAGGCACCAAUUGUAGCAGUGAGGUCAGAAACCUCAAGUGUGGUGUCUGCAAAAACACAUUCAGGGCUUGCUGCCAAGACAGCUUUUAGAAUCUACUAUACUGUGUGAAUAGAUAUGGAACUGAAUGUCAACAUUGUAAAGUACGGGCAUUAAACAGUGACUUUGGUUCAUGUACGGUUUUCAGAAUGCAACUAAAAAGUAUUUUAUAUAUUUGUAUGCCAUAAGCAGAAGAAGCUGCAUUGACAUGGAUCGAAAUAUCUUCAAAUCAGUGCCAAAAUUGAGGGUUAUUUCAUUAGCUAGUUGCAGGUGCCAUUAGCAAUAACAGCAUAUGAUCUAUGAGAUACUGUGGGUAGGAUGUAUGCGGGUGAAUAAAAUAUUUACUGUG